GUAACUUCAGGCCAGCCUUUCUGCAUACACUCUGAGCCGGAGGCGAGAAUGAGUCGGUGCCAGUCUGGUCCGGGGGCGGGGGGCAUGCUAUGAGUCCCAACAGCACACGCUGACAAACAAACACACACACACUCACUCAGCUCACCCUCGUUGUAUUCAAUCUGAGCUGUAAAUCAAGCCAGUCUCUGGUUUCCAUCGUCCUGUCUGUCUGUGUGUGUCCGUUCAGGUCUUCAGAUACCGCACGGAGAUUCGCUCCCCUGUCCCUGCCGCCCGGGGGAGGGGGGAGUAGUGUCAUGUUGCCCAAAGCUGGGGCACAGUCCGUUGGUAUUGCUCACUCGCAUGGGGAUCGGAUGGCGGAGAGAGUGCACGUCGCCUAUUCGCUGACGCCGAGCACCUAAAUCAGCCUGAGAACCACACAGCUUGUCGGAAUGUGAGUUUCUGGGCAGCGACCUGACAUUGAUGAGCUUUGGGAGUGAACAAAACAAAACGACCCAGCAGAUUUUAAGCCGUCAGUUCCACAAGCCAGCCAGUUUACAACGAUGGAGUAUGCCUACGAUGAGGAUCUGGAUGAGCUAUGCCCUGUUUGCGGUGACAAAGUCUCGGGUUAUCACUACGGCCUGCUAACCUGUGAGAGCUGUAAGGGUUUCUUCAAACGCACAGUUCAGAAUAAUAAAAGGUACACGUGUAUAGAAAACCAGAGCUGUCCCAUCGACAAAAUGCAGAGGAAAAGGUGCCCCUACUGCCGUUUUCAGAAAUGCCUAAACGUCGGCAUGAAGUUGGAAGCUGUAAGAGCUGAUCGCAUGCGUGGAGGUCGAAACAAGUUUGGGCCAAUGUACAAGAGGGACAGGGCUUUGAAACAGCAGAAGAAAGCUCUGAUACGAGCAAAUGGACUUAAACUAGAAGCCAUGACUCAGGUGAUGCAGACAAUGCCAACAGACCUGACGAUAUCUUCUGCUAUCCAAAACAUCCAUUCAGCCUCCAAAGGCCUACCUCUAAACCAUCCUGCCUUGCCACCAACAGACUAUGACCGAAGCCCAUUUGUGACAUCUCCAAUUAGCAUGGCAAUGCCGACACAUGGCAGUCUGCAAGGCUAUCAGACCUAUAGUCCUUAUCCAAGUCGUACUAUCAAGUCAGAAUAUCCAGAUCCCUAUACUAGCUCCCCAGAAUCUCUAAUGGGCUACUCUUACAUGGACACCUACCCAACCAGCUCUCCAUCUAGUAUCCCACAUCUUAUAGUGGAACUCUUGAAGUGUGAACCAGAUGAACCCCAGGUGCAGGCCAAGAUCCUGGCCUACCUACAGCAAGAACAGGCCAGCAGGGGAAAACAUGAAAAGCUCAACACUUUUGGGCUUAUGUGUAAGAUGGCAGAUCAGACCCUAUUCUCCAUUGUUGAGUGGGCUCGCAGCAGCAUAUUCUUCAGAGAACUUAAGGUUGAUGACCAAAUGAAACUUCUUCAGAACUGCUGGAGUGAGCUCUUAAUUUUGGAUCACAUUUAUAGGCAAGUGGCACAUUGGAAAGAGGGUGCAAUCCUCCUUGUUACUGGGCAACAGGUGGAUUUUUCUGUAAUCGCCUCACAGGCAGGGAGCACUCUCAAUAAUCUCAUGAGUCACGCUCAGGAGCUUGUGCUGAAACUUCGCUCAUUGCAGCUUGAUCAGCGAGAGUUUGUGUGUCUCAAGUUCCUGGUGCUCUUCAGUCUAGAUGUAAAAAACUUGGAGAACUACCACCUUGUUGAAAGUGUUCAGGAACAAGUUAACGCUGCACUGCUAGACUAUACGAUGUGUAACUACCCUCAGCAAACAGAUAAGUUUGGACAGCUUCUCCUGCGAUUACCAGAAAUCCGGGCUAUUAGCAUGCAGGCCGAAGAAUACCUCUACUACAAGCACCUGAAUGGAGAUGUACCCUGCAACAAUCUUCUCAUUGAAAUGCUGCAUGCUAAGCGGGCCUAAAACUAGAUUCGGGGGGCCUUUGCAUCGAUGAGCAGAAAUUCUAAGCUGCAAUAAGCAGCGUCAUUUUUUUUCCUUAAAAAGAAAACAACAAAAACCUUUCAGUGCACUAGAUGGAAAGAGGACAACCUAAUGAGAUCUGUUCAUCAGGACACAAGUGAUGUAUCAGGGUGUUGCCAUGGAAUCUGCCAACUGUGAACCCAUCACACCUGUGCUACCCAACCCCCACCUCCCAAAGGAAACCUCUGUGAAGCCUUUUAAGGAAGCGCUUACCCAUGUGAAGUUCACUUUGUCAAACUCGAUAUCAAAUUAAUAUCACACCAUUGUUUCCGAUUUGUUCAGAUUGACCACUAAUUCUAGGAAAUUUAAGAAAAAGCAUGGGAGUUGUGCACUAAUGGCAAUACAGUUAGGGCUUCAAGUGCACUAAGAAACCCUUAAAUUUCAAAGCAUGUGGGAUACAAAGCAAAUGUGGUAACAGUAAUGAGCCGUCAUAACCUUCUCGAUUCUCCUCCUUCCCCAAAGCUAUUUCCCCAGUGAUCAUCAAUGUGGUACCUGAUAGGGGAUCUAAAGGCUUGCCUGUAGUUGGCUUCACUCUCCAUUUGCUCGUUCAAAUUACCAGACCCUAUCUAUGUGUGAGGCCUGCAAAGGUUGCAAGAAACCAUCUGUCAAGCAAUUAGUUUGACAACCAUCUUACCUACCCAUUUAGGUUCUUUUCGCCAAAGCGUACAUGCUAUUUGAAGUAGACCAAAGCCUGCUGCAGAACAAUAACGAGAGGGGAAUAAAACUAUAACUUAACUUGGAUUUAAAAAAAACUCAUUUCACAUUCACAAUUCUUAAUACUUAAUGUACUAGUAUUAAAUUUGUGAUGUCACAGUUAAGUGAGUCUUGCCUUAUUUCUGUGAAUCUGAAUACGCGGAAGAAUAUAAUUGAAGUAUUAAUACUGUAAAUUCAGCAAACAAAGGUGUUUACAUUUACUAGCUCCUGUGGGAAAGAACUGUAAUGACCUGAAUUGCAAAGCAAUGAUUUCCUUAAUUAUGUUUAAUCGGUAACUUUUUUACCAGUACUUAAUUAUGUCGUGAGACACUAAAAUCAAAAAAGGGAAUCUCACUAAGACUUUAAUUUGAACAGACAGAUCUUUGGCCACAUGAUCACUUAUUGAGAUUGUAUAAACAAUUAGUUCUUUUUCAGGACUGUUGGCUUUGUUAUUGGAAUAGUACCAUUUAUAUUGUACAUCAUGGUUUAAAGUGUAGACAAUUAUGUUACUAAUUUAUUUCUUCAUUGUUUCACCUUUUGUGUAAGAACGCAAGAAUAACAAAGCCAAAUAAAUGCAUUUGUUCACUGUAGCGCCUUUCGAAAAUCAGCAGCUACAGUCAGUUCAGGGACAAACAUAUAUCUUAAAAAGAAUCACACAGUUCAUUUAAAUAUAUAUUAUAUAUAUAUAGUACAAAUCUGAAAAUGUUAAAAAAAAAGGAUAAAUCUGCUGCAAAUGAUGUGAACUAUGGCUUCAUCUUUUAGCUGAAUGGAAAGAUUUAAAGUUGAAAUCUUGCAUUAAAUAAAUUGUCUUGUAAACUGUAUGUUCUAUACCAAAGACUGUAGUUAGCUUAUGUUUUCUGUAUUCCAUGGUCUCACUGCAGUGCAGAAUGUAAAACCGUGACACUUACUUCAAUGGACACAAGCACUGAACUAGCUUUGUCUGCCACAAAUUACAGAUAGGUGGGCUGCGUCUCCUUUCUGUACUUAGCUGCCUGCUUCAGGUUGUAGGAAACCCCAUUACUGAUGUCUUACAGAACAUUGUGAAGCUAAUUCUCUGUUUUGUUGUUUACAAUUAUUUUGGAAAGUAUUAUAUGGUGCAUUGCCCAGAAUUCAAUCAGAACAGUUCUACCUAGCAACUUCAAGGACAUUGCCUGGCCAACAACGGAUUCCUCUCACACUGCCCAACACAAGGGGUUAUAAGAAACAGCUGAAGUAAUUGUUUUGCCUGGCAAGUCCUGAUAGUAAAUAUAAACAGACACAGAUCACGAAAUAAUGUUAAGCUUUUACUGUUAUUAUUGUGCUCUUUUGUGUGAACAAACAUUCUGUCUUGUCAGUACUAUCUAUGUAUUGCUGAUGUUCUGCAGCUGCAAUGGAUUUCAGACCAUUCAGCUUCUAACUCAGUAAGCAGUUACUUGGUUCAUUACUCUACUCUAAGUGUACUAUAACAAGUGGAAUGACAGACUGUCAUGCAACUUCUUGCCAAGAGUUUCUUUACACUGAUGGAAUUUUUCAGUAUUUCAAUAAAUAAUGAUAUGCGUGGCAUAUCACUUGUUGAGUCCAAACCUUUGGCAUUGUUCAUAUAUGUGCACCACCUUUCACUGUAUUAAAGAAAAAGCAAAAUGAACAUUGAGUAGCAUUUGUCUACUGUCAAACGUAAAUUGCCAGUGAGGGAAAAAAAAGGGCUUCUCUCUCUACACGCACACCUCUUACUUAUCUGAGUACUUUGCCAGCUCCGAUGGAUAGGACAGAUGUCUGACAUCAGAUUCCCGAAAUGACUACUGAAUUCAUUCAUAGCAGGAGAUUCCUGGGAGCUCAGCAGAAAUGCUUUUUUGGAUGUCCUCAUAGUGUCUUAAAGGGAUCAAAUAUCUCCAUUGUCCGUGGCUGACCAAAAUGGAGAUGGUUUACUCCGAACGCCACCAAAAACAGAGACAGACCUUGUUAGGGGAAAGCAGAGGUGAAGGCGAGGAACCCGAGAGAACAUACUACUCUGCCAAACAACCUAGCCAUGCAAAUUUUCAAGCACCACCUGCCCCUCAUGACAAAGUCUACAGGUCACACUCUGGACUUACCAGCCAUUUCAGAAACUAUUGAACCAGAAUGGAAGCAAGUCAGCCUUGCUCCUGAGGAAAUGCCUAAGAAUAUUUUCAACUGGACUGUUGCUGUCAUCUUUAAUGCAUGAUUAGGACAGUAACGAAACAAUAUAUAAAAUCACAGCUGGAUUUUAUUCAAGUGCAGGUCUCUCUUAGCAUGUUAUUAUUGAGUUCUGUAACUGGUUUAUAAAUAGUACUUCUGGAAUGAGAGUUUUUUUCUACGCAAUCCUGAGACUGAUACACAAUCAUGCACCUACCUUCUUUUGUCACAGUUAACAGUUUCCCUUGUCAUGUAAAUAAAAGCUGGCAUCUGAUUCUCUCUGCAAAAGUGUUAAAUAUUUUCAUCCAUUUGUCAAUGAACUAACGGAGUUAUCUUUUGAAGUGAAACAUACCUUGGUUGAAAGUUCCAAUG
This is a messenger RNA of Chiloscyllium plagiosum (whitespotted bambooshark), 5198 nucleotides long. NCBI's taxonomy places the organism in Eukaryota, Metazoa, Chordata, Chondrichthyes, Orectolobiformes, Hemiscylliidae. The record is from RefSeq and is a predicted model, not a curated record.